UGGCCACGUAAGGAGGAGUUACGGGAACGUGUCACAUGGUGUCUUCUCGAAUGGCGGACAUGGCGCCCGCGAUGAUGAGAGAGGAAAACAUCACUUUCUCUCUCUAAAAACCCACUCACCUCUCUUUCUCUCUCUAAAACUCUUAUUCUCUAUUCCUCUCCAUCUUAAAAUUGUAUGGACCUCCCCUGCACCUUCUCGCGGCAGUGGAUAGGAAUGACUGAAGAUCCGCCUCUCUCUGGAUAAGUUAUUUAACUGUCACCUGUUUGAUCGGUUCUCUCCCUUAAUGAACUUUCUCUCUCUAUUUAUAUAAACCCUUUCUCUCUCUAAAUUUAUCUUAUUUCCUUUUAUGUUGAAGAUAUCUGUCAUCUUUCUCUCUCCUCUACCAAUCUUUUCUCUCUCUUUGUGAAGUCUCUCUCCCUUCGCUCUCUUUCGUCACAGUGACCCGGGUCUCUCUUGAUUUCCUGGAUUUUGUCUCGCUUAAUUCGCUGGAUUUUGUUUCUCUGCCUUCAUUUUGCUUGAUUUUUAUCGCUUUAUAUCAUCUUGCGUUCUCUGGAUCAUUCCGCAUUAACUCAUGCUUAAUUUUCUCUCUCAAUUUAUCAGCUUUUAAUCUUGAUGAUCUUCUUUUCAUUUAGACUUAAAGAGAGAUUUAUUUUUUUCUCGUCUCUCUGAUAAUUUCCUCUCUCUAUAUUAUCUUUUAUUUUGCAUUUAGAGAUAUAUUUUGUUUCCUCAUUAUUUUCUCUCUCUCUAGAUCGAUUUUGCAUUCAAGGCGAUAAAUCUUCAUCCUCAGAUAUUCUGUCUCUAGAAAAUCUCCUUGUCUUGGUGUUUGGUCUUUGUGGAUAAGACAGAGAUUUGUGCAUGAAAUUCUCCUUCUUGGGAUACACUGAAUAUUGCCCAGGUUUCUCUCUAAAACUCUGUUUUAAACUCCUCUCUUUAUUUUAGAGUGAGAGUCGCGAAUGUCUCUGGUUUUUGGUAGCAGAGAGGUGGUUGCAGGCCCCAUGGUGGGAUACCAAAGCGAUGGAUCUCAAUACAGGUCAAAAAACCAGCAAAAACACAAGCAAAAUGAUGCAGUAGUGAUCAGAGGCCUCUCUUGUAUCUCUGCCUUUGUUAAUGGUGAAGCAAAGCCCCAAUUUUUGAAGGAGAAGGCCAUGGAAAGCUUGGGACCGAAGAAAAAUGACUUCCCGGACGGAUCCCUGGUCCUCGAUUCUGCAAAAACUAGGGUUUCUGAAUCAGAGGCUCCAUUAGAGGAGGUUCCGGAGGGGUUGCGGUUUGACUGUGCCAGGGUUUCACCUGCCACUUCAGAGAGCUCCUCCAUUGGAGCUCCAGGUGAGGGCUCGUGCACUUCGAUAGACGAAAGCGAUGGUGAAGCCGAGGUUCAGAGCAAGUUCAAGGGGGCUCUUGGCUCCAUGGAUUCUCUAGAAGAAUCUCUACCUAUCAAGAGGGGACUAUCAAAUUAUUUCUCCGGAAAAUCAAAAUCCUUUUCUACCUUUACAAGUUUAUCAGAAGCUACAACUGCCAAGGAUAUUGCAAAGCCAGAGAACUCAUUUAACAAGAGGAGGAGAACUCUUCUUGCUUGCAAAAAUAACACAGUGCUGAGAAGAGCACUUUAUAUUGCUCCAAAAGAUUUAAAAUUAGAGGAGGCAUCAGAAGAAGAAGAAGAAGAGGAAGAAAGAAGUGAUGUUUGCCUUCCUCCUUUGCCUUCUCACCCUCAGACAAGAAAGCUGAGGAAUUUCACAUCACCAAGGUCUUUCUCUUUAACUGAUUUGCAGGGAGCCUGAGCUCUUCAAAAAAUAUUGAAGGAAUUUGGAAUUUUGAUGUAUGUUUCUCUUACCACAAGUUUACUUUGAUUUUUAAUGGAUGUUUCUCUCACUAUAAUUUUUCCUUUUUGUUGCUUUUUUUUUUUUUUGGGUCCUAUUUUAGAUGCUAAAUCCUAGAGAGAUGUACACCGACCCAUGUAGUGAGAUGGAGAUUACCCUAAAAAAGGCUACAAAAGAUGUUUCUUUUUGUUGUA
Amborella trichopoda is the source of this 2008-nucleotide messenger RNA. The record is from RefSeq and is a predicted model, not a curated record. Lineage: Eukaryota; Viridiplantae; Streptophyta; Magnoliopsida; Amborellales; Amborellaceae.